UGGAGGAUCUCCAGCAAUCAGCGAGCGCUUUAUGUGUCAGGUUUCCGGUGUGAUCAAGAUGGCGUUAAGGGAGCUGAGCUCGUUGGAGAGAUUUCUAGGAUUAAAAAAGCCAAAUAAAUACAGUUCGCAAGGAGGGAAAAAGGUCCCUGUUCUCCAAAACAACAAUGGACCAGCAUUGAUUGGUCUGGUCACUAUAGCGUCCCAUCUGGUCCGUGAGGCUAAGAGACCUGAGCUGCUAGGAGACAGCGCUGAACGGAGAGCUGUGGUCCAGCAAUGGCUCGAAUACCGAGUAACACGACUAGAUAACUGUUCUAAAGAAGAAGUCAAAGUUAUUUUGAAGGAUCUUAACCAGUACCUUGAGGACAAAGUUUACCUGGCUGGGAACGUCUUCACCCUGGCAGACAUCCUCAUGUAUUACGGCAUUCACCACAUUGUUGUGGAAUUGGCUGUACAGGAGAAAGAGCGAUAUCUGAAUAUCACCAGGUGGUUUGAUCAUAUCCAGCACUAUCCAGGCGUACGACACCAUUUACCUCCUGUGGUGGUUUUGAGGAACAGAGUUUACCCAAGUGGUCACUACUGAACGCCUUGAUAACUAGUUGUGAUUGUCAAAUAAUCCUGAACUUAUGGUCACAAUAUGCGUCACACCCCUAAUGUUAACCCAAACAGUCAGAAUACAUAAAGCAGGUCUUGCCUUUUUUUUUUGUUUUGUGUGAGCAAGUUCGUGUCCAUUAGUAGUGCUAUUUUUGUGUGUUUAGAAUGAGUGUAGUUUGUGAAAGGUUUAUUCAAAUUAUGUGGAUUAGAGUACCUCAGAAUCAACAAUGAGAAUAGUGGCUGUGGUUAAAUAAAACUUUUGCUAAUGAAAAGGCAGUUCAUUUAAAUAAUAACCUGAAUACAAAACAAGUAAAUCUAUUAAUAUCUCUUUCACAUAAGGUAGUCAUUAAUUAAGAUAACGGAUAUCCCUCAUUUCAAGCCACAUAUCGUUCCUCAUUUGGCAUUUUCUUCUGCCGUUCGCCUCUUCCUCUAGUCUUGGCGCUGGUGUGGGCAGUA
This is a messenger RNA of Sinocyclocheilus anshuiensis, 1047 nucleotides long. RefSeq names its product eukaryotic translation elongation factor 1 epsilon 1 (gene eef1e1). Bases 32 to 580 code for a protein of 182 amino acids. The transcript is spliced from 4 exons. Gene Ontology annotation, cellular component: nucleus; cytoplasm; aminoacyl-tRNA synthetase multienzyme complex. NCBI's taxonomy places the organism in Eukaryota, Metazoa, Chordata, Actinopteri, Cypriniformes, Cyprinidae. Gene Ontology annotation, biological process: positive regulation of DNA damage response, signal transduction by p53 class mediator. The record is from RefSeq and is a predicted model, not a curated record.